Kogia breviceps (pygmy sperm whale) is the source of this 2761-nucleotide messenger RNA. RefSeq names its product coiled-coil domain containing 175 (gene CCDC175). NCBI's taxonomy places the organism in Eukaryota, Metazoa, Chordata, Mammalia, Artiodactyla, Physeteridae. The record is from RefSeq and is a predicted model, not a curated record.
AUGGCUGUGAGCUCCUGGUCCCCAGAGCUGGGGUUCGGCAGCGAGAAGGCGCUGCAGGCGGCCGCUGUCUCCACCGGCCCCUCCCUGGAAUUAUGCACCUUCCCCUCCACCCUGGGCUCCUCGGUCGCGGCUGCCGCCCUGGAGCAGCUCUUCGUUGUCGAACAAUCACUGCAAAGUGACUACUUUAAAUGCAAUGAAGAAGCUAAGACCUUUCUUAAGGAUGUUGCUAUCGCUGUUAAGAAAUUGGAAGAAAUGAGAAAAUCCACAAUUGAUCUUCUGGAAAUUGAAAGCAUGGAACUCAGCAGACUAUAUUUUGUACGGGAAACUCUUCCCACUAGUGUUAGCAGAGAAUUGGGAGAAUGUGUCAGUGAUGCCCGAAGAUUAAAUCUUGUUGAGAUAAAUCAAUUACACAUGAAAAUUACAAGGAUAAAUGAUGAAAUAGAGUUUCUGAAGAAGAAAAUACUUGAUCUGAAAAAAAUUAAUAAAGCUCUGGGUGAACAGCAAGAGGAACUAGCGAGGCAUUAUGAAAAUGUUGUCCUGUCACUCAACCAUGUGAUGAAAGAAAAAGCCACUACCACGGUUUACAUCAGUGAGACUGAUACCAAAAUUAACUCAGAGAAGAAAGAACUAGAAUUGCAAAAAAGAUAUAUUCAAGAAGUAGAGGAGCAAAUGGAAAGAGAAAAAGCUGAAUAUUUGGAAAAAAAACAAAAAUUGAGUCAAGAGGUUGAUGAAUAUAAAAAACUCUGUGAACUUAAGAGAAAGGAGACUUACAAAAAGAAGAAGGAAUUGGAUAGAUUAAGGCUUAAAAUGACAAAAAUGAGAGAAACCCUUACUACCAGCACAGUGGUUCUUGGUAAUCAGAAUUUAGAGAUAUCACAACUACAAGAAUCAAUGAGACAUUGGGAACAACAGGUUCAAGACAUGAAGAAAUCCUGUAAGAUCCUGGAGGAUAAAAUGCUUUUCUUUAGGAAUAACAAGGAAAAACUGGAUGAUGCAUCUAAUUUUGAAAAACAUGAAUUAUUGCUGAAGAUAAAACAGAUGGCUGAAAAUCUACACAAAUGUCAUUUUGAGAACAAAGAUCUACAAGAGAAACUGAAUACUGUUACGAGAAAAUAUAAGAUUGUCUUCAAUGAGGAGGAUAAAGUUUAUAUGCAGAAACAGAAAAUUUAUUCUGAAAAUCAGAAACAACUGGCAUUUAUAGCUCAGAAAGAAAACUUCCUAUCAAAAAGAAAAGUAGACAUCAAAAAUAUGGAAGAAGGACUUAUCACACUUAAUGAGCUUCAUCGAGCAACAAAAGAAGUAUAUCGGAAACAAAUAAAAGUCCUGAACGAUAACCUGGAAAGAAAAACUCUGAGACGUAUUAUAACUCAGUGGAAAAUAGCUUGUUUGCUAAAAAAACAUGCACGUUGGACCAAAAUGAUAAGGGCUGAAAUACAGGAAAUUAUAGAUAAAAUUCAGGAUGCUGAACUUAGACGCAGUGAAUUAUUACAAGAGACCAGUUUUAGAGAAAAUGAGAUCAAUGAGUUUUUGGCACAGACUGAACAACUUACAUUAGAAUUGAAACAAGAGGAAGAGGAAUUUGUUGCCAAAGAAAAAAAGUUAAUUCGAGAGUUGAGCAAGUAUGAGCAAAGAUUCGCUGAGGAAACACAAAUUAACAAAGAAAAGGAAGGUGAACUAGUCGAGUGUCUUCCACAGCUUCAGGAGGCAGAAGAAGAAUAUAUGGACAAAAUCAGACAGUUUGAAAAUCUCAUUGAUAUUCUUACAGCACAAAAGCAGGAGCAGAAUUUACUGAAUGAUCACAUUUCUAAAUUGUCAAGAGACGUUUUAAGAUACCUUAACAACACGAAUAAAGUGAAGCAAGAAUUAAAACAAUUAAGAGAUCACGAAAGCCAUAAAAUCAAAGCUCAUUUUGAAGUUCUAAAGCACUUAGAAAAUGAAAUCUAUGUACAUCAUCUAAAAACAGAUGAUUUGCUCCUGGAAAAUAAAAGAUUAAAAGAGUAUAUUGCAUACAUAAAGAACAACACAGAGCAACACAGAAAGGGAGGAGAAGACCUCAUGUGCACCUCAAGUGACCUGUCGUCUCAGCUGACAGCUCUUCAGACACAAUAUUCGGAUUUGUGGACUGAAUUUUGGACUACACUUAAGGAAUUGGUAGAGAGUGGUAAUGAGACCUUGCAAGAAAUAAAAAAUCUGAUAGAGAAGCUGUAUGAAAGAGAUGAAAAAAUUGAGCAAAUCAGUAUUUGGCUUCAAGAGGACAUUGAAGAGAUGCGUUUUCUUAUGGAACAGGAAUCAGAGACAGACCUUCUCAAAAAUAAGAAGAAACAGAGUCCUAUCAAAAAAAUCCGUCUCCCAGUGGUUGAAUGUACUAUGAAAAAAAAUCAACGAAGAAAAACUAACAAAAUAACUUAAAGGAUACAACUGCUGUGAAUUUAAAAGGUACAAAACUACAGAAAAAGUGAGUGCAUUUUCUAUUUUGCAACUGUCAAUGGAAGUCUUAAAAGUUUGGGAUUUAACAAACUCACGCAACCCUCACCAAGGAGCAGAAAAAGGAAACAUCCUUCUAAAAAUACAAAUGGAUAAACAUGGUCAGAUUAUUAAGUGCAAAAAUCUUAUUUUGCUCCCAAUAAUGAGUCUCCUGAAGACUUCAGAGCAUAAAAAUCAGCACACGUAUUAACAACCAACCACAGGAAAACUUUAUGUACUGUAUAUAUUCUGUAUUUUGUUAAAUCUAAGAAGCCAUCAAUGGAGAUAUCACAAUGUG